Colletotrichum phormii is the source of this 1110-nucleotide messenger RNA. RefSeq names its product RmlC-like cupin domain-containing protein. Lineage: Eukaryota; Fungi; Ascomycota; Sordariomycetes; Glomerellales; Glomerellaceae. The transcript is spliced from 3 exons. Gene Ontology annotation, molecular function: manganese ion binding. Bases 78 to 776 code for a protein of 232 amino acids. The record is from RefSeq and is a predicted model, not a curated record. Gene Ontology annotation, cellular component: cell wall.
UCACAAGAUACCCUACAACCAUAGCAACUACCCCUCAACUCACAAACCUCAAAUCACUGACACUGGCAACCAUCAAAAUGCGCAUCGCAAACGUCCCCUUCGCCGUCAUGGCCCUGUCCUCCCUCGCCAUGGCUGCUCCCCAUCGCAGAGACAACGAGUCCGCCACGGGUCUCAGUCUAACUGCUCAGCUUCAAAUCGCAGACAGCGGCGCAGCCCGAUACCGUCUCCUCCCCAAGGACGAAGACUUCAUCUACGACUUCAACAAAUCCCAAGUCGCCCUCGCCAACCGCCAAACCUUCCCCGCCGUAACCGGCCUUGGCGGCAGCAUGGCCGUCGCUUCCUUGCCCGCCUGCGCAAUGUCCUUCCUCCACCUCCACCCCCGCGCCUCCGAACUCCUCGUCGUAACCUCAGGCCGCGUCAUCACCGAGAUGGUCCCCGAAGCAGGCGUCCUCGACGCAGACGGCAAACAGCGCGUCAUCCGCGCCGACCUGGGUCCCAACCAGAUGACCGUCUUCCCCCAGGGCUCCUUUCACACCCAGGUGAAUCCCGAGUGCACACCCGCCUCGGCCGUCGUGUCUUUCACCUCGGACGAGGGUGGCACUGCCAUGGUUGCGGCGCAGCUGUUUGCGUUGAGCGACGAUGUCAUUGAGACUUCGUUUGGGUCGAGCAUUGCUGGGGAGGAUAUUGAUCGUGUUCGUCAGGCGAUUCCGAAGAAUCUUGUGCUCAAGGUUGAGGAGUGUUUGAAGAAGUGUGGGCUUGAGAAGCGGGCUGUUUAGACUGGGGAUUCGGACUAGGUGUGGCCUUGACGCCAUGGUGUCGCCGGAGUGGUACAGUUUGGGAGACUUUCCUCGAGAUUUUCUCCCUCCUUUCUUUUUGUCCUUGAUGAGGGGCGCGGAUCAUUCGUUGGCAGUUCCUCUUCUCUCACUAUUUGUCUCGUCUUGAUUUCAGAACAUCCUUAGUAACUCUUCUUCUUUCACUCAUUCAACAUACACUUAUGGUUAGAUAGCUAUCAUAUAACCCGCAUGCAACUAAACAUCAAGAAAGCUUCGCAGUGUGGUGAUUUGUCUUAGCCUACAUAUCAAAUCGACUUCUGUGUUUCUUGGGUUGAAG